Cyprinodon variegatus (sheepshead minnow) is the source of this 1080-nucleotide messenger RNA. Its product is annotated as putative gustatory receptor clone PTE03. Lineage: Eukaryota; Metazoa; Chordata; Actinopteri; Cyprinodontiformes; Cyprinodontidae. Bases 154 to 1080 code for a protein of 308 amino acids. The transcript has a single exon. Gene Ontology annotation, cellular component: membrane. Gene Ontology annotation, biological process: G protein-coupled receptor signaling pathway. Gene Ontology annotation, molecular function: G protein-coupled receptor activity; olfactory receptor activity. The record is from RefSeq and is a predicted model, not a curated record.
AGUGUAAUUGCUGAUUCCAUAAAUGACCUUUGAUUUUUUUUUUCUUUGUUUGCUUUUCACAUGAAUAUUUAUGAUUAUUAGAGUUUAAGUUUGUUUAAAAAACUUUCCAUCAUAAGGAUUUCACAUUAUGUCUCUUAACAGUCUAGCAUCACGAUGAACUCAACACAGGUGUCCCAUUUUAUACUAGGAGCAUAUUUUGGCACCAAACUGUUAAAGUACCUUUUCUUUUCGAUCAUACUGUGUCUGUAUGUUCUGAUCAUUGGUUUUAACAUCCUGCUGAUCUCGGUGAUCUGUGUAAAUAGGAGCUUACAUGAACCCAUGUAUAUGUUUCUGUGCAGCCUGUUUUUUAAUGAAAUGUUUGGCAGCACAGCACUGCUUCCCUUUCUGCUGGUUCAGCUCCUUUCUGAUGUUCAUACAGUGUCUAUCCCGCUGUGCUUCACUCAGAUUUUCUUCAUUCAUUCCUAUUUAGGUGUAGAGUUUUUCACCCUGACUGCCAUGUCUUAUGACAGAUAUCUGGCUAUCUGCAAACCUCUGCAGUAUCAGCAGCUAAUGACUGCCAAGGUAAUUGCUUAUCUAGUUUUAGCAACCUUCAUUAUUUCUUUUCUUGGUAUUGCUAUCUCUACAUCUUUGAGUUUCUCUUUGCAGCUUUGCAGAAACUUCAUUAACAAAGUGUACUGCACUAACUACUCCAUAGUUAAACUUGCUUGCUCUGAUACAACUGUAAAUAAUAUCUACGGGAUUAUUUCAACUGUUGUCAGCACCUUUAUUCCAGUCACUCUUAUUAUCUACACCUACAAUAGAAUCCUUAAAGUGUGUUACUCUGGAUCCAGACAGACACGGAAGAAAGCGCUCUCAACCUGCAUACCUCACCUGGUCUCUCUGAUCAACUAUACAUUCGGAGUUUCAUUGGAAAUUUAUCAGAGCAGGUUUAACACAGACCAUUUUCCACGUUUAACAAAAAUAUUUUUAUCCCUUUACUUUAUAGUUUGUCAGCCAAUCUUUAACCCUGUGAUGUAUGGACUGAAUCUGUCUGAAGUACGUAAAAUCUGGAAAAGACUGCUUUGUGUCAAAAUAAAAUGA